This is a messenger RNA of Sclerotinia borealis F-4128, 1725 nucleotides long. NCBI's taxonomy places the organism in Eukaryota, Fungi, Ascomycota, Leotiomycetes, Helotiales, Sclerotiniaceae. The record is from the annotation of a GenBank genome assembly.
AUGCAAUUCAGCACAUUAUCAGCCCUUGCGGCAAUUGUACUCCCAAUUUUAGUAUCGGCACAAUUGACUGGUACAGUCGGUCCCUUGACCUCGAGAGAAUCUAAGGCCACAAAAGUGUGUAGCGUUCUGGAUUAUGGUGGUGUAGCAAGCAAGACUUCAGAUAUUGGCCCGGCGCUUGCAUCUGCCUUUGCAGCUUGCAAAACUGGUGGAACAGUUUACGUUCCUCCUGGAGAUUAUGGUAUGACUACCUGGAUUACACUCAGCGGGGGCUCAGCAUGGGCACUUCAGCUUGACGGUAUCAUCUAUCGUGUUGACGGAGGUGGUGGAAAUAUGAUCAUGAUCAAACACACCACCGAUUUCGAGAUGUUCAGUAGUACCUCUGCAGGUGCUAUUCAAGGUAAUGGUUAUGAAUAUCACAAAUCCUCGACUUAUGGUCCUCGUCUCCUCCGAUUCUUCGACGCUACCAACUUCUCUAUUCACGACAUUGCCUUAGUCGAUUCCCCUGCAUUCCACUUCACACUUGAUACUUGCACGAGCGGAGAAAUUUACAACCUAAUUAUUCGUGGUGGUAAUGAGGGAGGUCUUGAUGGCAUCGAUGUCUGGGGAACUAACCUCUGGAUUCACGAUAUCGAAGUUACUAACAAGGAUGAGUGUGUUACUGUCAAGAAUCCUUCCGAUCAUCUUCUCAUCGAAGACAUCUACUGCAACAGCUCAGGAGGUUGUGGCAUGGGUUCCCUUGGAGCUGACACCGCCAUCUCCAACAUUAUCUACAAUAAUGUCUAUACUUACGGAUCCAACCAAAUGUAUAUGAUCAAAUCAAACGGUGGUAGCGGAACUGUCUCUGACUGUCAAUUCAACAACUUCAUCGGUCGCUCCAACGCCUACAGUUUGGAUAUCAACGCAGCCUGGACUCAAGCAUCCGCAGGCGCUGGUGAUGGAGUCAUCUACGAGAACCUAUCCUUCAACAACUGGAAGGGGACCGCCACCAGCGGCACCCAACGUGGACCCAUCAACAUCCUCUGCAAAUCCACCGCUCCAUGCACCAACAUCACCAUCACCGAUUUCGCCAUCGGCACUGAAUCCGGCAGCACCGAGAAAUAUGUCUGCCAGAAUGCGUACGGCUCCGGGGGAUGUCUAAAGGACGACACCGACUCCCCAUCUGCAUUCACAACAACCAUGUCUCUCUCCGCCGUCCCAACCGGUUACAAAGCUUCAACCAUGGCUCAAGAUUUAGCAACUCCUUUCGCCUUGACUGCAAGUAUCCCUAUCCCAACAAUUCCAACCUCUUUCUUCCCAGGUAGAACUCCUGUAUCCGCACUCAUGGCCAAUGGAGGUGGAUCCAGUUCGUCGGUUUCUGCUUCUCACGUAGCUAUCACCACUUCAUCUACAGCUGCCGCUUCCUCUUCAAAAGUCGCAGUAGCCACUUCAGCCACUUCAACCGCAAUCGCUCCGUCCUCAAAGGUCACUGCCACUUCAAGCGUCAAGGCUUCUUCUUCUUCUUCUUCGUCGGCAGUCGUCGCGUCCAGCAAAAGCACCCUUCUCACCCAAGCUUCCAGCUCUGCUCCAGCUACAUCCGCCGAUGCCUCUUCAACUUCCCACGCAGCCUCUAAGCCAACUGGUUCAAAUGGUGGCGGUAGAGGUGGCAAGGGUAAUGAUAUUUCUUCGACCACUAGCUCUGUUGCUGCUAUUGCAACUGAGUCUGCAGAUGAUGAAUGUGAAGUUUAA